Molecule: messenger RNA, 861 nt
Organism: Closterium sp. NIES-65
Lineage: Eukaryota; Viridiplantae; Streptophyta; Zygnematophyceae; Desmidiales; Closteriaceae
Source: the annotation of a GenBank genome assembly
AUGGCGUCCCGAUGCCUUCCUCAUUCAACGGCGAUUGAUAGGGGCGCCUCAAAAUUCGUCUCCCUCGCCCCUGUUGCAGCACCUGGUUCAGCACGUGGGGCUGCGUACUGCCCUUUCCCCCAGCUGAUGUUCCCCUCCUCCAUUUCCUUAUCCCCCCGCCCUCCCUCCAGCACCUGGCACGUGGGGCUGCACACGUGGCCGUCAGCAGUGGUGUUGGCAGAAUACCUGUGGCAGCACCGGGGGGUGAUACAGGGGAGGAGUGUUAUCGAGCUAGGGGCGGGAACAGGCCUGUGUGGGAUUCUCUGUGCCAAGCUUGGCGCACAAGUCACUCUCACAGACGCCCACUCGCAGACCCAGGUUCUCUCCAGCCUGCAUCAAGUAGCAGAGCUGAAUGGGUUCUCCUGUAGGGGAGUGGAGGCCUGUUCAGCAUCAGGAAAAGAAUCUGGGGAAUAUCGGGAGCGUGUUGAAUCAGGGAAACUUGGGGAAUUUGAACAAGCAUCCUCACUGCCUGAUGGGGGUGUGAGCGUGGAGCCACUCACCUGGGGCGACAUGUCUCACCAGGUCUUUCAGCUGCCCCCUGCUGACGUCAUUAUAGGAGCAGACGUGCUCUAUGAUGCUUCAGCCUUUGACCCUCUCCUCUCCACGGUGCAUCUUCUCCUAGGGUUGAAACGAGGCUCAGUCUUCAUUACAGCCUAUCAAGCACGCAGCACGCAUGCCUCUCUGCACCUACUCAUGCAGUCAUGGGGCCUAACAUGUAUCCACAUGGUAUCAGCAGACGAGUUCAUGCCGUCCAAUAAGCUCGCGACUCUUGGCGGGAGCGAGAUCUAUGUUGCUGUAAUUGCUACAGUGGCUGAUUCGUAA